AUGGAGGGCAACAAGGCCGCGGCGUCACACUAUCACGCACUGGGCGUGUCACCAGGCGGCUCUUUGGGCGGCGCCGCAUCGGUGUUCCACGUGGCGGCGGCCUGCUGCUGCCGCCGAAGCGUGCGAUUGGCGUUGGCCUCGUCCGCCACGCGCUUCUCGAGCCUCUCCAGCCGCUCCAGGGAGAAGGACUUGAUGGGCAGCAGCUUCGGCGGGCAGAGCAGCCCCGUGGGCUCCUCCGCCUCGUGGAACACGAACCCGCUGGUGGGGAGAAUCUCCACCGGUGCCUCCCCGCUCGUCAUCGUCGCCGAUUUGCGCGUGUUCGCCCCCUACGGCUGCCGUUUCUUCGCUGUGCGUCUUCCUGCCGGGCAGGCGGGGAAGGAGCAGAGGGAAUAA
This is a messenger RNA of Trypanosoma conorhini, 393 nucleotides long. RefSeq lists its product as uncharacterized. The transcript has a single exon. Bases 1 to 393 code for a protein of 130 amino acids. The record is from RefSeq and is a predicted model, not a curated record. NCBI's taxonomy places the organism in Eukaryota, Euglenozoa, Kinetoplastea, Trypanosomatida, Trypanosomatidae.